AUGGGUGUCACUGGGCUCUGGACGGUAGUGCAGCCGUGCGCGCGCCCUGUCAAGCUUGAGACGCUCAACAAGAAGCGGUUGGCAGUCGAUGCUUCGAUCUGGAUCUACCAGUUCCUGAAGGCCGUGCGCGAUAAAGAAGGAAACGCUCUGCGGAACUCGCAUGUGGUCGGAUUCUUUCGCCGAAUAUGCAAAUUGCUCUACUUCGGCAUCAAGCCGGUGUUUGUUUUCGAUGGCGGGGCUCCUGUACUCAAGCGUCAGACAAUCGCGGGCCGAAAGAAGAGGCGGGAAGGCCGCAGAGAGGAUGCUGUCCGGACGGCAGGGAAACUGUUGGCGGUUCAGAUCCAAAGGGCCGCCGAAGAAGAAGCAGCGGCAGUGAGGAGUAGCAACCAGCGUCACAGGCGCGAUGAAGAGCCAGUGCCAGACAAGCCGGUGUAUGUCGAGGAGAUAUUUCUGACAGAAAAGGAGAAGAACCAAGCACGCCAUUUUAGAAGGAAAGAUGCGUAUCAUCUCCCAAGUAUGGAGGUUUCCCUGGAGGAAAUGGGAGCACCUGACGACCCCCGGAUCAUGUCUCGCGAGGAGCUGGAGGCGUACGCGCGACAGUUUCAUCAGGGAGAAGAUAUCAAUCUCUACGAUUUCUCGAAGAUCGACUUUGACAGUUCCUUCUUCACGAGCUUGCCGGCCACGGAUCGCUACAACAUCUUGAACGCGGCAAGGAUAAGAAGCCGGUUGAGAAUGGGUUAUUCCAAGGAGCAGCUGGAUAACAUGUUCCCGGACCGCAUGUCGUUCUCGAAAUUUCAGAUCGAGCGUGUGAAGGAACGCAACGAGCUGACGCAGCGGCUGAUGAAUUUGAAUGGCAUGAACGGCGCAGACGCUACUCUUGGUCUCACCCAAGGUCAACGAAUUGCGGGGGAACGGGGUCGAGAGUACGUCUUGGUCCAAGAUAGUGCGGUCGAAGGCGGCUGGGCACUCGGGGUCGUUAGUAGCAAACACGAUGGCUAUGAAGACAGACCCAUUGACGUCGAUCGCUAUGGCCAGCAAGAUGUUCUCAUGAGCAAGGAGGAACUCUCGGAUGAGGAUGAUGCUUUCGAGGAUGUGCCUGUUGAAGGUUUAAAUAGGCUCCCCAAACUUUCUUUUCUCAAGAAAGGUGUCUUCGACGAGUCAAUCCGACAAACAAUGACGGAAUUCUCAGGAGGGAUUCCUCGUCAAUUGCAUGGGCCAGGCCCGUCUCUAACCACUGAUGAGGACGACGCUCUUUUUGUGGAAAAGGACUUUCCCACCGACUUUUUCAAUCGCGAAAUAGGUGAUCUUAUAGACGGUGAUGGGGACUCUGAAGAUGAAAAUCUUCGCAAGGCGAUUGCAAUGUCAAUGGAAGAUGCAGCCCAUGAUGAUUAUUUUGAGGAUAGCCCUGUCAAUGCGGGCGCCGCCCUCUCUGAACAGGAGAUAGCAGCAGCCUUUGUGGCUGAGAACGAAGACGAUGGUGAUGAUGACGACGACGAGAUGGACUUUGCAACUGCUUUAGCACAAGCGAAGAAGCCCGUCAGAAAUAAAUUCCAACCAAACCCUAGUAGCAAAGAGUCUACUACAAGCCAUCCUUUUGAUGGACCUCUUCCCUUUGAAUCCAUUAAAAUUGGGGAAACGGCACCUUCUCGGCCGUCUCAAGAGGAGGAGAUCGAUGAGAAUGCUGGAGGAUUCAUCAAAGAACCACCCAAGCGGAAUCCAAAGGCCGGACCGUUACCACCGUGGUUUCGUGGCGAGCGACUGGACGGGGAUUUCAUCCCAGACAAGACGGAUGAUUCUUCAUUGGAGAAAUACAGGGACGAAGUCAUGACUCCAGAUCACCAAUUUCUGAGAAACUAUCGAUCUCCAGAGGUGAUUGAUGUUGAUAAGCUCACUGAACCAGGUGAGGUUAUUGAUCUAGAAGCCAUUCCCACCUCGGAGUCACGCCUAAACAACGAAAAAGCAUCCGGCUCUUCGUCGGAGAAUCAUAAGCCUGAAGAAGUGAAUCCUGGCUCUACGAAGGAUGUAAUCAGUACCGAGCCCGACGAAACGUCUGUAUUACCUAGCGAUCGGCCUACGGCAGAAGGAAAAGAGGAGGAAGUCUAUGAGUGGGAAGCUACGGACGAUGAGCAGCCUUCUGAACAGAUGGACAAGCCACGCCUCUCUCUCUCCCCAUCGCCUGAAGUUGAAUUUGAGGAUGUUGAGAUCCCCACUAAAGCUAUCAUCCUAGAACCGCCGGUUGAAACGACUGGUUCGUCUACGGCUGAUCUUGGGCCUGGGAUUACCGUUCAGGGUGACCAUCAAAACACUGUUAUGAUCGAGGAUAGCGCUGACGAAGGGGAUAUGAGCGACCCCGAAGAUGUAGAUCUGAUGCGUCAGCUUGCAGAGGAAGCAGAGGAACAUGCCCGGUUUGCAGCAAAACUGAAUUCUGCUGCGCAGACGCAGACCGCGUUUGAUUAUGAGCAAGAACUAAAGCAGCUACGACUACAGCAGAAGAAAGAUCGGCGAGACGCGGACGAGGUGACACAGGUGAUGAUCACCGAAUGCCAGCAGCUUUUGACUCUGUUUGGGUUGCCGUACAUCACCGCACCGAUGGAGGCCGAGGCUCAAUGUGCCGAGCUGGUUACCCUGGGGCUUGUGGAUGGGAUUGUCACGGAUGACAGCGACAUAUUCCUCUUUGGCGGCACCCGCGUCUACAAAAACAUGUUCAACCAGAGCAAAUACGUGGAGUGCUACCUGACCUCGGACAUGGAGAAGGAGUAUGCCCUGCACCGCCGGAAACUCAUCAGCUUCGCGCACCUGCUGGGCAGCGACUACACAGAGGGGAUCCCGGGGAUCGGCCCCGUCACGGCGCUGGAGAUCCUAACCGAGUUUGCGAGCUUGGAUGAAUUCCGCGACUGGUGGAGCCGCGUCCAGAUGGGCGCCGACCUGUCCAGCGACGACAAUACUCACCACGCCGCCUUCUACCGAAAGUUCCGCAAGAACGCCUCCAAGAUCUUCCUCCCGCCGUCGUUCCCCAACCCACACGUGGACGUCGCGUAUCUCGAGCCCGAAGUCGAUGCCGACCCGUCCCCGUUCCAAUGGGGGGUGCCCGAUCUGAACGGGUUGCGGAACUACCUGAUGGCGACAAUCGGGUGGAGCCAAGAGCGGACGGACGAGAUCCUUCUGCCGGUAAUCCGGGAUAUGAACCGGCGCGAGCAGGAAGGCACGCAGUCUAACAUUACGGGAUUCUUCAGCGGGCCUCAGGGAGCUGGCGCCUUUGCACCGCGGGUCCGCGCCAACGGGCAGUCGAGGAUGGAGAAGGCAUUCGGUCGGCUCCGACAGGAAGCGGAAACCCAGAGAAGCUCGGACGGGCCCUCCACAGGCACAAAACGGGAUGCAGACGACGAGUCGAGUACUUCGAAACGCAAGACUCGACGGAAAAAUCGAACGGAUAGUACUACUCCGUAG
This is a messenger RNA of Penicilliopsis zonata CBS 506.65, 3447 nucleotides long. RefSeq lists its product as hypothetical. Lineage: Eukaryota; Fungi; Ascomycota; Eurotiomycetes; Eurotiales; Aspergillaceae. The record is from RefSeq and is a predicted model, not a curated record. Gene Ontology annotation, biological process: nucleotide-excision repair. The transcript has a single exon. Gene Ontology annotation, molecular function: single-stranded DNA binding; DNA endonuclease activity. The coding region runs from base 1 to 3447 and encodes 1148 amino acids. Gene Ontology annotation, cellular component: nucleus.